GUCAUAUUCAUCAGCCUAUAUAUCACAGCACUGGCACUCUAUGUCUACCGAAACCGGGAAACACUUGACGCCAAACGGCUUAUAUAUCACGACAAGAGAUGGAAAGGACUGCUAUAUAUGAUAAUCAUGUUAUGGGAAGCGCAUGGAUAUUACUGGCACGGGUAUGAAGUGGACGGCCUACACAGGAUACCCAAGGAGGGUCCGGCGCUCAUAGUCUACUACCACGGGUGCAUACCUUUGGAUCACUUCUAUCUGAUGACCAAAAUAAUACUCUACAAGAAACGAUUCAUACGAUCGGUGGGCGACCACUUCCUAUUCAUGGUGCCCGGCUCCAAGACCCUGAUGAAAGAGCUACACGUGCUCGCCGGGCCAGUAGACGAGUGCGUGAAACUGCUCAACGAGGGCAACCUGUUGUCGAUAGCGCCGGGAGGCUGUAGGGAAGGACUGUUUGGCGAUAACCGCUAUAAACUGAUGUGGAAUAAUAGGAUAGGCUUCGCAAAAGUGGCCGUUGAGGCGAAAGUG
Messenger RNA from Oppiella nova, 522 nucleotides. Lineage: Eukaryota; Metazoa; Arthropoda; Arachnida; Sarcoptiformes; Oppiidae. The record is from the annotation of a GenBank genome assembly.